This is a messenger RNA of Protopterus annectens (West African lungfish), 1397 nucleotides long. RefSeq names its product hes family bHLH transcription factor 1 (gene HES1). The record is from RefSeq and is a predicted model, not a curated record. NCBI's taxonomy places the organism in Eukaryota, Metazoa, Chordata, Ceratodontiformes, Protopteridae. Gene Ontology annotation, biological process: Notch signaling pathway; regulation of transcription by RNA polymerase II; anterior/posterior pattern specification. The transcript has 4 exons. Gene Ontology annotation, cellular component: nucleus. Bases 310 to 1116 code for a protein of 268 amino acids. Gene Ontology annotation, molecular function: DNA-binding transcription factor activity, RNA polymerase II-specific; RNA polymerase II cis-regulatory region sequence-specific DNA binding; protein dimerization activity.
UGGCAGCUAUAAAUAAAGGUAGCCUUGAUCCGCACAGUGAUUCAGAAGUUCUUAAGGUUCAGUGAAGAAAAUACCUAUAUGCGCAUGUGGAAGUAACAAACUUUGAAUGCCGUGGCUUUGCAGUAUCACAAAUAAAGAUACAACAUACCGUUUUACAUAGACUAAACAUACUCAACAAAUUGGCCAAAGGCCGCAAUCACGGAGGUUCCAAGAGACACCGAAUUGUGCCUGAAAGCCGUAGGGGCACAGGUUAACUUGAAAACUGAAAAAGGAUUUAACCUGCUUUGCACUGGUAUUUGGAAUCGGAGAAUGCCAGCAGACAUGAUGGAAAAAAACUCAUCGUCUCCGGUAGCUGCUACCCCAGCUAAUGUCCACACAACCCCAGACAAACCAAAGACAGCUUCUGAACACAGAAAGUCUUCCAAGCCUAUUAUGGAGAAAAGACGCCGGGCGAGAAUCAAUGAAAGCCUUAGCCAACUGAAAACCCUAAUUUUGGAUGCACUUAAAAAAGAUAGUUCAAGGCACUCUAAGCUCGAAAAAGCGGACAUUCUGGAAAUGACAGUCAAGCACCUUAGGAAUCUACAGCGAGCCCAAAUGACUGCUGCCCUCAGCACAGAUCCAACAGUACUGGGCAAGUAUCGUGCUGGAUUCAGUGAAUGUAUGAAUGAAGUUACACGGUUUCUCUCCACUUGUGAAGGGGUCAACACAGAAGUUCGCACGCGCUUGCUGGGCCACCUGGCCAGUUGUAUGACUCAGAUUAACGCCAUGAGCUAUCACCCUGGUCAGACUCAACUUCCGGCAGGAACUCCCCAUCCAGCCUUCUUGCAGAUUCCUGGGGGAGGAACAACCCAGGGUAGUGUAGUUCCCAUCAACGGAGUCCCCUGUAAACUAGGUUCACCGUCAGUUGAAACCACAAAAGUGUAUGGAGGUUUCCAGCUAGUACCUGCCUCAGACGGACAGUUCGCCUUCCUGAUACCCAAUACAGCCUUUGCGCACAAUGGACCUGUUAUUCCGGUGUAUGCCAACGGAAACAUGAACUCUGCAGGGCAGCCAUCUGCGGUAUCCCCUUCAAGUGCACCUUCGGUCACUGCAGAUUCAGUUUGGAGACCGUGGUAGCACAACUAUCGCAGCUUAUUUUAUGGACUUGGUACUGUUAUGUACAAGGACUUGCUACAAACUACUUUGUAUACCAUAAAAAGUAUGAGUAUGCACUAUAUUUGUACAUAUAUUUGAUAAAGGUUCAUAUUGGAUUGCAUUUGUAUUGUAAAGUCAAUUUAUGAAAUUGCAUUUCUAUAUCUGAAAUAUCUUUUAUUUGAUACCAAAGAUAUGUUGAAUUUUGUUGAGCCUUCUUCUUUUUGGAAGAUAUAUUUGAAAAUAAAAAAGUUUUACAUUUUUAA